GCGGGGCUCUACAUCCGGGAACUACCACUGAACCCUGACGUGACCCUGCAGGAUUGCAAACAUGGCGGAGUCCUCCCUCGGGAAUUCGAGCCCAGGAGGUUCGGCAGGUUCCGAUGACCAUGAUUUCGACCCAUCAGCAGAUAUGCUUGUUCAUGACUUCGAUGACGAACGCACCCUGGAGGAAGAGGAAAUGCUGGAGGCAUCAGAUGAGACCAACGCCAACGAGAUUGAAGAUCUUGCACGGGAAGGAGAGAUGCCCAUUCAUGAGCUGCUGAAUCUGUAUGGUUAUGGCGGUGGUUCACCAGCAGAUGAGGAUGAAGAGGAAGAGGAAGAACCUGAGGAGGAAGAGGAUGAUGAAGAAGAGGAUGAGGAAGAGGACCUAGACAAUGAUGAAAGCAGUAGAAGCACUGGCGAGUUGAAAAGAAAUGAGGGUGAGGGUGUUAAGAACUCAUCAGGACAGGAAGAUGAGGCCCAGGCAACGUCUGAGGGCCGCACACGCUCUGUCAGGUCCCUUGGCACAGCAGAACUUAUUCGCCCCCAAAAACUCAAGUACUUUGAAAGUAAUAAUGAUGCAGAGGAGGAGUCGGAUGAAGAUGAGGACUAUGUUCCAUCUGAGGACUGGAAGAAGGAAAUCAUGGUGGGCUCCAUGUAUCAAGCAGAAACUCCUGUUGGCCUGUGUAAAUAUAAAGACAAUGAAAAAGUUUAUGAAAAUGAUGACCAGUUGUUGUGGAACCCGGAGUGUCUUCCUGAAGGCAAAGUGGUGGAGUUCUUGACGGAGGCGUCAAGGCGGACGGGAGAGGAGAAGGGUGUGGAUGCCAUCCCAGAGGGAUCACAUAUCAAAGAUAAUGAACAGGCAUUAUAUGAACUGGUGAAAUGUGACUUUGAUACAGAAGAAGCUUUAAGAAGACUUAGGUUUAAUGUAAAAGCAGCCAGAGAGGAGCUUUCUGUCUGGACUGAAGAGGAAUGUAGAAAUUUUGAACAAGGACUAAAAGCUUAUGGCAAAGACUUUCAUUUAAUACAGGCCAACAAGGUGAGAACUAGGUCUGUAGGAGAAUGUGUGGCCUUUUAUUACAUGUGGAAGAAGUCUGAGCGUUAUGAUUUCUUUGCACAGCAAACCAGACUUGGGAAAAGGAAAUACAACCUUCACCCUGGUGUCACAGACUACAUGGACAGAUUACUGGACGAGACAGAGAGCGCGACAUCCAGCCGAGCGGCGUCACCUCCUCCCACCACCUCCAGCAGCAGCGCCAGCCAUUCGGAGAGGGAAGACAGCAGCAGUCAAAACGGUAUUGCAAGCCACAACUCAAGCCACCCGGUGGAUGGCACUCAUUUGCCCCCAGUGAAUCAAGUCAAACCUGAGUCAGUUCAGUCCAAUGGUCCCUCCCAUCCGGUAGUGGAAGCUCCUAUUCCCAUUUCGGACAACAACUCCAACGGCUGCAGCGAACCCAGUGCGCCCAGCCACGACCGAAAUGGUUCUCUGGAGCCUCCGCUGGACCACAGAGACACAGCAACAGCACAUGAAAGGCCGGCCAAGAGAUGCAGGACGGAGGCCGAACCAUUGGGCCAAAGUGAGGUUGAACCAUCCAGAGCACAGGAGAACUGAAGCAUCCAGAGCUUGUGAUGUUGACUAAGAGACGCUCAGUUGGGGUGAAAAAAUUGGCCCCACUUCCCAGCUUAUGGGCAGAGGUAAGGGGUGAUGAGCCAGGUGAACCCCUCUUGGCCCAUGAGCGCAGUGUCUCCUGAGAGCAAAGACUCACUCUUUAACAAGGUCAAAGGUCACUGAAAGUCACACCUUGAAUAACACAGCCAACCAAACUGCAGCUAGUCCUCUAGGAGGGGCAGUGGGCCCCCCGUGUCCCCGUCCCUCCAUCCCAUCCAUGUACGGACUGCCUGCAAAGCUCAUCCCAAAGUACCACAGCUCCAUCGUGUCCUACAAAACAUCUUCUACUCAUCGUCUUUAUUCCCUCUUUGGAGACUGACUGACAAAAUUUUGCCAAGAAUUUCCUUUUUCUAUUUGUACUCAAAGAAAAUAAAUCACCCGUGAUAUUUUUUUACACAAGAGAUAUUUAUAUUUUUUAACAAAAGAAAACUAUGAUGGGUAAUUGCUGUUCAAGCUAUUUGAACGUUUGAUGAAACGUGACAUGUUUUAACCGAUUACGUGCUUAAGUUGUCAACAAGUAGGCAAACACAAGAUGAGUAAGGCUGGUGCUGUCGCCGGCCAUCUUAAGUUGCACUUUGUAUGUUUCUCAUCUUUAUUGAUAAGGAGUGGUGUCGAAACCCAGCAGAAAUACAUUUUCACUCCUUCACUUCUGAACCCGCUCUAUCAUGGCUGUUUGUUUGGUUAUGAUAAAUAAACCAGUGGGUUAGUCCCCCUGCAGGUUUGUUUGUGUAAAGCAGCUGACAUCAGUGAUGUCCUGUAUUAUAACUCAUCAUGUAGAAGAUCGCUGUAUUUUUGGAUUCUCAUGGUCAGUGCUUUGCUCAACGCUUUGUUUUUACUAGACAGAAUGUCCGUGAUUUUUAAUGUAAAGUUUGUAUAGAUUUCUUACCUUGAGCAGUUGGUACAUUUUUUAUAACUGUCUGUCCAUCUUUGUAUUUUCUGGUCUUCCUUGUAGGCUGUGCUUUUUGUUGAGAUGGAUGUUAAUAAAAAAAGUAGCCAUUCCUUUUUCCCUCUCUGUUCAGCAGCACUUCCCAUUCCUGAGUGAUCCUGCUCAAUCUGAAAUGUUUUUCAUCUUUUGUGCGUAUAAAAAAAAGCCACACAUUGUGGUCGAGUGUGCUGCUUGCCUUCGGUUUAAAACCUCUGCUGACUCCAAGUGCUUAGUUCCAACCACUAUUUACUGUCUCUUCAGUAAGUGGCUACAGAGCCGUGGAUUUCCAGCUGUCUAACAGAACAGGUUGACGUGGGCUUGUGAGCUGGAAGACCUUCAUUUGUUUUGGUACACAGUAGCUGUUCAGCUUAAUGCUUAAGUGUUUUACUUUGUACUCCAGCUUUGAACUUACAUUCACAAAUUUAAAGAUAAGUUUGUCUCAGAUAAUGUUGAUCCAUGUAGUCUUUUCUUUCCCUUUGUUGACCAUUUGUUUUUGUUUUUUUUCUCUGUAAAUGACGACAUGAAUAAAGUGUAUUCCAAGACUGGCUAUGAAUGGAAUUACAUUGGCUAUAUUUAAUAAAUGUAUUAAUGAGU
Morone saxatilis (striped sea-bass) is the source of this 3179-nucleotide messenger RNA. RefSeq names its product mesoderm induction early response 1b, transcriptional regulator (gene mier1b). Gene Ontology annotation, biological process: negative regulation of transcription by RNA polymerase II. Gene Ontology annotation, molecular function: transcription corepressor activity; histone deacetylase binding. NCBI's taxonomy places the organism in Eukaryota, Metazoa, Chordata, Actinopteri, Moronidae. Gene Ontology annotation, cellular component: nucleoplasm. The record is from RefSeq and is a predicted model, not a curated record. The transcript has 13 exons. Bases 62 to 1603 code for a protein of 513 amino acids.